Molecule: messenger RNA, 2325 nt
Organism: Capronia coronata CBS 617.96
Lineage: Eukaryota; Fungi; Ascomycota; Eurotiomycetes; Chaetothyriales; Herpotrichiellaceae
Exons: 4
Coding region: 1-2325 (774 amino acids)
Source: RefSeq, a predicted model, not a curated record
AUGGCAAGAGUCAAACAAAAGGCAGGAAAGAUUGGUGGCGGAGGCGCCUCAACCCGAGGCGGACAGGCUGCAAAGCAAAGAAACAAACACAAAGUGGUUGUGGAAGAGACGUCCAAACAGAACCACAAACUGCGCAGCAUGGUCACCUUCCGCCCGGAUCCCCCUCCAGGCUAUACGUUCAUACCUGCUGGUAACCCGGAACUUACAGCUGCACUCAAGGAGUUUGCACGUAGGGGCGACAACAAAAUCUACGCUGUCACGACUACACCGCAUGCUGAUCGCCAUGAGCUUUCAAGGGAAGUACAUCGCGUUGGCUUUCAUUUUCCCACCAAUGUUGUUGCUCAAGUUUGUGCGCAUUAUGGCAUUCGUCUUACCAGCGGAGGCAAGGUCAUCGACGAGUCGAAGGAUGACAAACUUUUCAUGCAAGUCUACCAAAACGGCCAGCGACCUGUCGAACAAGAAGAAGAAGCAGAAGAAAAGGACCAGAUCACAAUCAACACGGAGGCCAAACAAACGAUCAAAGAUUUGUUUCCCAAUAUCCCCGACAAGGACCUGUUCCAGAUCAUCAAGACCGCCUUUCAAAAAGGUGACAACAAAGUGGGGACUGCAGACGAGAUCCCUCUUGUCCGUAGGGCGCAGCUUUCCGUCGUUGCUCAUAUUCGACACAUGUAUACCCAGUAUGAUAAGCUUUUGAGGAGGGUGCCUUACAACGAUGCCCGGCACAUGGUUGAACAGGAUACCCUCAAGAAGCUGAUCGAAUGGCGCGCGGACGAAGACACCACGGACGAAGCCACAAAACGAGCAGCAGAUGAUCUUCUCAGAGAAGUCAUAGUUAUUUCUGACGAAGAAGACAGCGACGCCGGCUCCGACGAUCUCCAGGAAAUUCGCCACGACAACGUUCAUGUCGAGGAGCUUCCAAGUGCGGCUUACGCCCAAGGUCUUGGCCGACCUCGGUCUCCGCUAUCUCAGCCAUCUCGUGGGGAUGUCAACCAUGAAUAUCCUUACCUACCACGUGUAGUACACCGGUACAAACCCACUGAUGAUGAGAUUGCAGAGCGGGAUCGCAGUAGGUACGCUGUCUGGAAUCAAGCAAAGCGAGACUACCGUCCUAGGAUGCCACAGGAGCCGGUCACCGUUCUGAAUCGGAUCUAUGAGCCCGAACCGCCCACCUCCCGUGUCCUGAUCCCGCUUGAUCCUCCUGCUCAUCCUACUAGAUCACAGCAUCCACCAGUGACAACAGCGAGGGCUGCCUAUGAGCCCCAUCCCGUUCGCCAUGCAAGUCCUCCAACGUUUAUAAGAGGCGCAGACGGAACAUUGUACGAACGAGUCAGCACACGAUCGAACGAUAUUAUGCCUGACCGGGCGACGCGACACGAGGAGCGCGCUCCACCCACGAUGUUACCCCCGCCAACGAGAGUGAGGACUCGGCCUUCCUCUCCUCAAGGCUACCCCUACCGAGAUCAACGUCUUGCUGGAAAUCCCGAAGUGGGAGAUGCUACAGUUCUGCCUUCGAUCGAGGGACCUGAUGGGGCAUACAUGUCUCCCCGUUCCCGUCAGAAUCCCUUCGACAACCGUAUGGAACCACAUGAGACUAAUCUAGCACGCGAGGACAACCGCAACAUCCGUGAUGUUGCGUACAUUGACCUCACAGGCAGUGGUGAUCAGUCGUCGAAGAGACGUCGAUUCGCAGAGGUCCCACCGCUGCCAGAAUAUCGAACCGCCAGACGGGACUCUCCGAAUCGGCAUCGUGAGCAUCAUUACGUGCAACAAUCUCAACCUGGUGUGUCUCGUGCUGAGACCCGUGUCUUUGACUACGGUGAGCUGCGCUCUAGCCCAAGACUUCGACAUCAAGACUCUGCUCUUGAACCACUCCGACACGUUGAGCGCCCGUCUGUCUAUGAUAUUCGUGAUCCCCUUCCCGCUAAGGCCACCACCCAUCAAACCUCCCUAGCUGUGAAUGGCAGGCACGAGAUGGCAGCCAGCCAGUCUCGCUAUCAUUCACAAAACCACUUGUUCAGACGCUCCGAUGGGCUGGAGAUUAGCACACCGAGGAACGGUGGUCAAUACUUUCCAAACCCUGGACAACGUGUGUAUGAACCCAUCCUGGACUCCCCCAGUUACGAGAAUCAGAAUGCUCUGGAGCGCAAUGGUGCCAUUCGUGAGCAGCAGGGAGGCCCCAUUCCGCGAGAUUCUCGCCCAUGGUACACUUAUCCUAGUGGGUCUAUGGUUACUGAACAGCUGGGUGAGCUACCACGUCAACGCGUGCUUGAAUACGAUUUUCGCCCAGCAGCGACGGCAGGGCAUUAUGCUCAAGUCAAUCGUUGA